UUAUCUUUGUCAGAGGAAGAAUGCUUUUUAAAACAGUUCUUACGAGAUUUGAUGUAACUUAAUUUUUCCUGGAAAGGAAAUGUCUCGUCUCUGGUAUGGGAAAAAAGGGAGAAGGCAUCAACCAAUUAAUCAUAAAUAUACUCUGAUUACUACAAGGGAAGACAUAAAUUCAAAGCAGGUUGCUCCAGUGAAAGCAGACCUGGAGUCUGAAUCUUUUCGACCAAACCUAAGUGAUCCCAGUGAACUCUUACUGCCAGAUCAAAUUGAAAAGCUUACCAAGCAUCUUCCACCAAGAACGAUUGGCUAUCCAUGGACUCUUGUUUAUGGUACUGGGAAGCAUGGCACAAGCUUGAAGACCCUUUAUCGAACAAUGACAGGUUUAGAUACCCCAGUGCUGAUGGUGAUUAAAGACAGUGAUGGGCAGGUUUUUGGUGCAUUAGCUUCUGAGCCAUUUAAAAUUAGUGAUGGCUUUUAUGGUACUGGAGAGACCUUUGUUUUUACAUUCUGUCCAGAAUUUGAGGUCUUUAAAUGGACAGGAGAUAAUAUGUUUUUUAUCAAAGGAGACAUGGAUUCACUAGCUUUUGGAGGUGGAGGAGGAGAAUUUGCCCUUUGGCUUGAUGGUGAUCUCUACCAUGGAAGAAGCCAUUCUUGUAAAACAUUUGGGAAUCAUACACUUUCUAAGAAGGAAGAUUUCUUUAUCCAAGACAUUGAAAUCUGGGCUUUUGAAUAAAUACAAUGCUCUCUGUCUUAGCAGGAUAAUGGCUCAAACCUGACAUGAACAAACAAUGUUUGGAAAGUUCAAGAAGCAAUACAAUGUAACAUGUCACUCAUGCUUCAAAAUUAGUCCAUAUCAUUUAUUAUAGCUAUGAUUUUGGAAUUUAUUUUUGAAAUCAUGUUUCCCAGAGUUCUUUAGGCUUAGACCAUGGCAUGGGUCUGUGUGUGUAACAGCUUGGGUUUUGUCAGAAUUUUGGCAGCAUUUUGAUUGUUGUGACCACCUCAUCUGCAUCCUAUGUUAUCCUGGUCUCCUAAUAGAAUGGUGCUCUUUUUUUGAACAUGUUUUGGUUUAUUUUUAGAAUUAUAUUGGUUUUAUUAGAGCAGUCUAAUGGGCAUUGAGGGAAUGAAGACUAGGUACUGCUCUCUGAGGUUGGCACAAAUGACAUUUGGACUUGCUUAACUUAGUCAUUCUUAAAAAGAAAAAACACUUGCCAAAUAGAACUUCAUAGACCACUGAGUUCUGGUUUUAAAUCAUACUGUAAUAUUUUCUUUAUUAAUUUUUCAGGUAUUCUCAGUAAUUUUAUUUAGUAAAAAUGAAAUACAAGAAUUCUAGUUGUAGUAGACAGUGAUACAUGUGAUCUGCAGGUUUGGGCAUAUGCUUUCAUCAUUGGAUUAUCCAAUAGAGUUAUAAAAUGACAAAGGAGAAUAAGAACUUGAUGAUUCAAUGGGAUUUAAUAUGUCAAGCAAGAAAAUAGACUAUUUACAUAUUUGUAGCUUAGCGCAGGGCAUUAUCAUAAGUACAAAAACUAUGAAACAGAUGCAUAUUUCUUCAAUAUAUUGUGUCAGGUGUACUGUUUUAUAGUUAUUUUGUUUUAGCCUUGUUGCACACCAACUCCCAAAAUAUAGGUUACUGUUCACAAGGAAAAGAAUGAUUUUUUUUUAGUGGUAUAUGUUAUUAAUUAUUAGAUUUUGCUGUAAUAAAAGGACAAUGAUUAUAGUAGACAAUAUUGUAACUCAGUAGUCUUGCUGAAUAUGCAAACUUAUUGUGAAGUGGCCUCACAAAAAAAUACAGAAAGGUAGAAUAUACUAGUAGUUCUUAAUCUUCUUUUGUAGGAAACCAAUAAUAAGCCAUUGUGGCAAUAAUUCAUCAAUUAAUUUUAAAGCUUCAUGUUAUGCAAAAAAAAAAUCCUGCUGUUAUACAUGUGUCAGUGACUUUGUGCUGAAAUUUCAGCUCUUCCAGAUAAACAUUGUAUAUUAUCUUGUAAAUUAAUGUUUAAAGGUAGUUUUGUUCUUAUAGAAAGUGUUGAUUGCCAGGUUGCUUACAGCACUUUAAAUUAUUCUAAAAAUGAAAUUAUAAGCCAGAUAUGUUGGCUAAGUAGCUCUAGUUGUAUAGCACUUGAAUAUAUUUAGACCUUUUGAAAGUUCAGAUAAUUAUCUAAAGAAAGCAUAAUGCUAAUGGAAAAGAAAAUCUGAUGUUCUAUUUAAUAUGCUAUUGCUGAAUAUGAAUAGAAAUGCAGGCAUCAUUUCCUUGUCUGUGUAAAGCUCUUGUAAGUUAGUAACAGUUUAUAGAUUAAAUGUUUACAAUAAAGGGAAUUGUAAAUAAAUAUAUUGUUUUUCCCCCCUUUGGUCUUCCACCAAAAAGCAGUAUUAUUGUCUUCGUGGAGUUGACUAAUCAUUUAAAAAAAAAAAAUCCUGUAUUGGAUUUCAGUUACAAUAAGGUUAUAAUGGUAUAUAUAUAUAUAUAUAUAUAUCCAAUAAACUUAAAUAUAUAAA
Molecule: messenger RNA, 2487 nt
Organism: Manis pentadactyla (Chinese pangolin)
Lineage: Eukaryota; Metazoa; Chordata; Mammalia; Pholidota; Manidae
Product: oxidation resistance protein 1-like
Exons: 1
Coding region: 80-730 (216 amino acids)
Biological process (GO): response to oxidative stress
Cellular component (GO): nucleus
Source: RefSeq, a predicted model, not a curated record